Molecule: messenger RNA, 2547 nt
Organism: Poeciliopsis prolifica (blackstripe livebearer)
Lineage: Eukaryota; Metazoa; Chordata; Actinopteri; Cyprinodontiformes; Poeciliidae
Gene: kras
Product: v-Ki-ras2 Kirsten rat sarcoma viral oncogene homolog
Exons: 5
Coding region: 601-1167 (188 amino acids)
Biological process (GO): Ras protein signal transduction
Cellular component (GO): plasma membrane
Molecular function (GO): GDP binding; GTPase activity; GTP binding
Source: RefSeq, a predicted model, not a curated record
CUCUAUAUAUUCACAUUAUUCCAUGUGGGUAUUAAAAUACAAAAGUAAAAACUGCAUUUGGUUUUGAUUUCGUUGUUAUAGAGGUGGGAAAAAAUGGCGACAUUAAGCAUAAUUUGUUUAAAUAAAACACAGUAGCACAUUUGUUGAGCUGGUGACAGCAAUGUACAUACAGAGGUGACAAAGCAGAGCGGAUUGUGGGUCACAUAUUGCUACAGAGACGGUUGACCGAUUUGCCCCAGACCGGUUAAAAAAUCUCCCUGCUAUGAUUUCUGGGUAAAGUGCGCCCUGCUUGGUAUCCGCCCAUAUUCCCGUAACUCGGGCCAGCCUGAGCAGCAGCAGCAGCAGCUAGGCCGAAGGGACGCUGGAUCAGAUGGAAAGUUCAAUCGAUUGAUUCCUCCACUCUUUCUUUUUUUUUUAAAUUGUUUUUUGUCUGCAUGGUCCCGCUUGCUUCCGACACGACGUUGAACCGACCGGAAUGCGGGGGUUUUGGUGAGAAGCAGAAGUAGGAAAUGCGGAGAUCGAGUGAAACGGGAGGAUUAUCUGCUUGACUUCUUUGGUCGCUACUUCAGACGCGGAACUCCAUUCGCUAAAAGGUAAAUCAUGACAGAAUAUAAGCUGGUUGUGGUGGGAGCUGGUGGUGUCGGCAAGAGCGCGCUUACGAUCCAGCUCAUCCAGAAUCAUUUUGUGGAUGAAUAUGACCCGACUAUCGAGGACUCCUACAGAAAGCAGGUGGUUAUCGAUGGAGAGACGUGUUUGCUGGACAUCCUGGACACUGCAGGUCAGGAGGAGUACAGCGCCAUGAGGGAUCAGUACAUGAGGACAGGAGAGGGAUUCCUCUGUGUUUUUGCCAUCAACAACACCAAGUCCUUUGAAGACAUUCACCACUAUAGAGAACAGAUCAAGCGGGUGAAGGACUCUGAGGACGUCCCCAUGGUGCUGGUGGGCAACAAGUGUGACCUCCCUUCUCGAACGGUGGAUACGAAGCAGGCUCAGGACUUAGCACGCAGCUACGGCAUUCCCUUUAUCGAGACCUCAGCCAAAACACGGCAGGGUGUCGAUGAUGCCUUUUACACAUUAGUCCGAGAAAUCCGAAAGCAUAAGGAGAAGAUGAGCAAGGAGGGCAAAAAGAAGAAAAAGAAGUCCAAGACAAAGUGUAUACUCAUGUGAAUAACCACCCUCCCUUUUUCAAGACAGACUAAAACAAAACAAAACAACAAUGUUGAACAGCUCAAAGUAAUAACAUUUUGUACAUUACACUAAAUUAUUAGCCUUUGUUUUGUUCGAACCUUCCUUAAUAAAUACUAACCCCUAUUUGAUUCUUCCAUUCGGACAUCGAUAAGCUUCAUUUCCAAUGUAGUGCCAGAUGCUGACCUGUAAGAACCAGAUGAGCCAUAUUUUUGUCUCUCUCUCUCUUUUUUAAAAUAUAGCAAUUAUGUGGGAUUUUUCACAUUGUUACCCAACCAGGAGAAAACUGUAUUACCAAUUAUAUUUGACAAAUUAUCUAUUAUGACUCAGUUGUUUUUACUGAAAUGCCACCGCCUUUGGUUGUAAGGGAUGCCAAAGAAUGAGAAUUCAUCCCGUUUGUGUAGAUAAACUGUAUCGGAGGAAAGACCAGUACUGAGCCCAGUAAGGUCCAAAUGUCCCAGCCACUGUGGAAUUCCCUCAUCUCUUACCUGUUCCUACCCCUUAGUUUUGUCACUGAUUAGUAUGCAUGCAGACUUCUAAUCUUUACCCCCAUCCCCAAGUGUCUAAUAUCCUAGUUAGCCAUUAAUUAAUUAAUUUGAAAAUUGUCAUUGCUUUGUAUUGUGUGGGGAGUGAUUUCAUGCCUAAAUGAGAAAAUGUGUUGUUGUUUUUUCCCUUGCAUGCUUUGUGUCCUUAAUGACAUGGAGAUUGCAAACUGCCUCUGGUUGUUGCAUUGAGGAACUUGGACUCUAAUUUUCAGGUUUUUAAUAAAGAGCAUUCAGUAAUUUCUUUUGUCAGAAUAAUUUUUUUUAAAUGAAAGAGUUAAAAUAUAGAUUAUGAUUUUUACCCAAUGCUGUGUUUUAUGUUGCAGAGUUUUAGGCUUUGUUUAAUGAGAUCCUUGCAAAAAAAAAGAGUUAUUUUCUACUUGUAAACCGCCUUCAUGCUCUCAGCUAAAGACUUUACAUUUUAACUGUUUGCUAAAAUGUAAAAAGUAAUUUGUUUUGUAACAGAAUAGAAACUUUUUUUGAAAGCUGCAAGAAAAAUUUGCCUCUGUUCGGAGUCCCAAAGGUUAACAACACUUUAAGGAGUAACGUGUGGAGGUGUUUGAAAUUGGCCACCUCUUUAUAAUUGGAAUGGAUGUUUUUAAAAUGAGGCACAAAUUGCCAUGAAAUAGGUUUUUAGACAUAAAUGUCGGAGUUAAUCCAAACAAUUAAUCCUAGUUCUUCUCAGGUCAGCCCGUGUCACCUUUGUCAUAAUAUCUACAGACUGAGUGUUUUUAUUUGCCUUUCAUCAUUACCGUAGGUGCUACGUUUAGACACUUAUUUUGUCCUGAGUUGUACCUAAAAAAAAAAAAAAAUGCACAAA